Molecule: messenger RNA, 806 nt
Organism: Talaromyces proteolyticus
Lineage: Eukaryota; Fungi; Ascomycota; Eurotiomycetes; Eurotiales; Trichocomaceae
Exons: 1
Coding region: 1-495 (164 amino acids)
Source: RefSeq, a predicted model, not a curated record
AUGGGGUUUGAGGCCCUCGAUCGCUCCGCAACGCGGAUUGGCUACUCUGAAUGGGGUGCUGUCGUUCAAAUUUAUCUCACUUGUGGCUUCUAUAGUCCCACCGGACUGACUAAAUCCAACUUAACUCAAACCUACGACUACAUACCGUCAACGAUUUCAUGGGCAAACCUCUACACAUUUCUGGCUACGAAAUUUUUGGCUCGAGACAAGGAUAAUCGGGCGAGUCUCUGGUGGGGAGAAUCUGUGCUCUCAGAUUACUAUGGCUAUCUUACGCGAACAAUGCAGGACAUUCGUUACAAUACCACAGACUAUGGAGAGCCUGAUAUUCGAAAGGGAAUCAUAUUCUUUACCUCUAACAAUAGCAGCGUCACGGAUAUCGAAUGCCCGCAGCUUUUCAACAUCAACUCUAGUUUCAUGGUGGACGUUGGUGACGGAAAUUUCGACACCAUCAAUCCAGGUACAGCUGCAACUCUUACUGCGCUAGACCGGGAUUAAACGUAUCCAAAUAUCCAGGGCAUAGCUGACAGCUUAGAAAAAUCUGCAUACUUGACUAUGUUGACAGGUUUAGGGCAAGCCAAAGCAGGGUUUAAUUUCCUAACCGAUUCUCACGACCUCUAAUAUUUCACAGCCAACUUCUCGAUGAUCGAUCACUAUAGGGCUAAUGCGAAGCCAGGUCCAGAAGGUGAUGUAAACGAGGAUCAUUGGGAACAAGUCCGAGCAUUAUUAGCAUGCAAUGUAUCUGCCUAUCUGCCAAGUGCAACAAUUGAAAUCAACCGGGAAUCUUUUCAUAUCUAUCCUAGUGGCAG